UGGAGAACAACAAACCGUUACAAACACGUCGUUGAAGAUGCAGAUCUCAGUAUGUUUCUUGGCCAUCGUCUGCAGUGCAGUGGCUCUACCAGCAGAAAUCCCUUUUGAGGCCCUUGAGGAGCUUGAUUUAUCAAAACUAACCCCGAAGAACGUCUACCUCGAACCAAUCAACCCAGUGAAACCCGCCGACCUCCCGAGCUCCAGGAUCGUAGGCGGCACUGAACUAGCUCCUGGUGCUGCACCUUAUCAGGUCGCCAUCAUCGCCGACAGCAGCGACUUCUGCGGUGGCUCACUCAUCUCUCCCUCCAGCGUUCUGACAGCAGCCCAUUGCACCAUCAGGGCCUCCUACGUGCAAGUCAGAGUAGGCGCCCACAACUACAACCAAGACGAAACCACCCAGGUGCGCCUUACCAGCGCGAACAUCAUCAACCACGAGUUUUUCGACGCCUCCCUUUACCUGAACGAUAUCGCGGUAGUGUUUCUGCCUUCGGCAGUUUCCCUCACUGAUUCCAUCGGGGUCGUCGAUCUAGCCCCGGUUUCGGCAAGUACCUACGCGGGGUCGUGGGGCCUCCUGGCGGGUUGGGGCAUAACUACCGAUUCUUCUGCCAAUGUGGCCGUCAGUACGUUACGAGGCGUCUACCUCAACGUCAUCACCAACGUCGAAUGCCGAAGCAUCUACGGCAGUACUGUGCUGGAUUCGCAUCUUUGUACCUCCGGAGCAGGAAUUGCUGGUGGUUGUAGCGGCGACAACGGCGGUCCUCUGGUGAUCGAUGGGGUCCAAGUCGGGUUGGUAGCUUUCUUCCCAAUCAGAUGCGAAAACGGAAAUCCCACGGGAUUCACUAGGAUCAGCUCGUUUAGGUCCUGGAUCGCCCAGAACGCUGGCGUAUGUGGCCUUCUAGAUCCAGAAGUGAAGCUGAAGAUGAAGGUCGUGGUUUAUUUCUUGGCUGCUGUAGCAUACGCUACGACUUUGCCCAUAGAGAUCGAUUUUGACACACCCGAUGAGCUUGAGUCAAAACUACUUCCAAAGAACGUUAACGUCGAACUAAUCAAUUCCACAAACCCUGGAGUUGAUAAACCAAGGGACCUUUUUGGAACCAAGAUCAUUGGAGGGACCGAGGUAGUUCCAAAUUCUGUCCCAUACCAGGUUGCUGUCAUCAUCGACAGCACUGGCUUGUGCGGUGGUUCCCUGAUCUCCACCAACCAUGUCUUGUCUGCAGCUCACUGUACCAUCAGGGCCUCUUUUGUGCAAGUUAGACUCGGAGCUCACUACUUCAACCAAGAGGAAGCCACCCAGGUGCGCAUCACCAGCACCAGCAUCAAGAACCACGACUCCUACAAUCCCGUCGCCGUCGCCAACGACAUUUCUAUCAUCUUCCUACCUUCUUCUGUAAAAACUAACGAUCAUAUCCAAGUCAUUCCUCUAGCUGCUGCAAACGCUGGUACCUUCGAGGACUCCACCGGCUUCCUAGCGGGAUGGGGAACGACUACCGACGCAUCCGGUCCUUCACCUGCCCUAAACGCCGUUCACGUCAGAAUCAUCAGCAAUAUAGUGUGUAGGAACUUCUACGGGGGGUUGAUCACCAGUUCCAUCCUGUGCACUUCCGCAGUCGGGCCUGUAGGUCCUUGCAACGGCGACUCUGGCGGUGCUUUGGUAGUGGACGGGGUACAAGUGGGUGUUACGUCUUUUGGUACUUCAUCUUGCGAACGGGGAAACCCCAAUGGUUUCGCCAGGAUCACCUCCUUCAGGGCGUGGAUAUACGAAAAUACUGGUAUAUGAAUCUGACUGAAUAUAUUGUAUAGUUUUAGUUUUUCUAAUAAAGUAUAUAAAACACAA
Anoplophora glabripennis (Asian longhorned beetle) is the source of this 1834-nucleotide messenger RNA. RefSeq names its product transmembrane protease serine 9. NCBI's taxonomy places the organism in Eukaryota, Metazoa, Arthropoda, Insecta, Coleoptera, Cerambycidae. The coding region runs from base 38 to 1777 and encodes 579 amino acids. Gene Ontology annotation, biological process: proteolysis. The record is from RefSeq and is a predicted model, not a curated record. Gene Ontology annotation, molecular function: serine-type endopeptidase activity. The transcript has 8 exons.